Molecule: messenger RNA, 3165 nt
Organism: Misgurnus anguillicaudatus (oriental weatherfish)
Lineage: Eukaryota; Metazoa; Chordata; Actinopteri; Cypriniformes; Cobitidae
Gene: tacr1a
Product: tachykinin receptor 1a
Biological process (GO): positive regulation of flagellated sperm motility; G protein-coupled receptor signaling pathway
Cellular component (GO): plasma membrane; sperm midpiece
Molecular function (GO): substance P receptor activity
Source: RefSeq, a predicted model, not a curated record
AUUGCACACCUGGUGUGCUUAGUCUAUUUAUAUGUAUGUCAAUUAUAUAUCGUAUUAAAAAGAUAAAUGAUUACAGAUGCGACGAUUGUUUUCUUUUUAAAACCUCGUGCUUCCAGCAUCUGCGCCUGUGCUCAAACGCGCGACUUCUCUUUUGGCACGCGCUGAGCGCUUGGGAGCGACGCUCGCUCUGAGGAGUGAGGUGUGUAACCAAGAGCUAAAAUUGGUCUCGUGAUGAGGAAAAGUGAAGGAGCGAGCCGUUGCGAUCUGUUCUCUCGUCUUCUCAGAAAAAACUGAGGAUUCUUCCAUCUUUUUCCAGAUAACACAACUCCGGAAUACUAAUUUGAACUCUUUUUGCGCCGUGGAUAACCAUUUAAAGUGGGAUUUCUGAUUUUUUACUCACAAGGGAAUAUGAAAGAUUGCACAUCAAUACCAGAUCAUAUCAAAACCUCGUAACAUUUAAAUCACAUUUAGUUUUAUUUUCCUAAAGAAAUGGAUCCGCUCAUCACUUCCACUGACUUGCCAAGUAACUGGACAGACGACUUUACAGCAAAUGAAACCGAUAUAUAUUGGAACCAGUUUGUGCAACCAGUCUGGAGGAUAGUGCUCUGGGCAGUGGCUUACAGCACAAUUGUCGUCGUGUCUGUGGUUGGCAACAUCACGGUUAUAUGGAUCAUUUUGGCGCACAAACGUAUGAGAACAGUGACUAACUAUUUCCUUGUAAACUUGGCUUUUGCUGAAGCGUCCAUGUCUGCAUUUAACACCGUUAUAAACUUUGUGUACGCAGUUCAUAACGAGUGGUAUUUCGGGCUUUAUUACUGCCGAUUUCACAACUUCUUUCCAAUAGCGGCAGUCUUCGCUUGUAUAUGUUCAAUGACCGCGAUUGCGCUCGACAGAUACAUGGCCAUCAUCCAUCCCCUGAAGCAGAGGAUGUCUGCGACCCAGACGAAGGUGAUCAUCGCAGUGAUCUGGGUCCUGGCUCUUCUCUUGGCCUUUCCCCAGUACUACUACUCCAAUAUUGAAAAGCUGCCCGGGAGGGUUGUCUGCUACAUCGACUGGCCUGAGUACACACUCCUAGACUUCAAAAAGAUGUACUACGUGUGUGUAGCAGUGCUGAUUUACUUCCUUCCUCUCUUGGUAAUGGGCUGUGCUUACCUGGUGGUGGGUUUUACUCUGUGGGCCAGUGAGAUCCCUGGAGAUUCGUCGGACCGCUACCAGGAGCAGCUGGCUGCCAAACGCAAGGUGGUGAAGAUGAUGAUUGUCGUGGUGUGUACCUUUGCGGUGUGUUGGCUCCCCUAUCACGUGUAUUUCCUGAUUUAUCACUUCCACCCGAACCUGUCUGAACAUUCCUUCACUCAGCAAGUCUAUCUGACUAUCAUGUGGCUGGCGAUGAGCUCCACCAUGUACAACCCCAUUAUCUACUGCUGCCUCAAUGACAGGUUUCGCGCCGGGUUCAGGCAAGCAUUUCGCUGUUGUCCGUGCGUCCCUAAGGGAUCCUAUGAGGGACUGGAGCUCAAGUCCACCCGAUUCCUUCAAACCCAGACCAGUCUAUACAGGGCCAGCCGAAUGGAAACCACCGUAUCCUGUGUGAUGCACCAUGGUGAAGAUGGCCAGAAGGUCACUUUCGGAAGCAUCAAAGGGACCAGAGGGAGGCAUGCGGGUCACAGCCCAUGCAGGGAUCUCACCUCCAAUGGUUCAUCCACUCGUAGUAUCACCAAAACCGUGUCGGAGACCUCCAGCUUUUACUCCAGUAAUAACCUAGCAGAAUAGAAAACACCGUCGGAGGAGAAAAGCCUCCAUUUUAUCCAAAUCUUUUAAUGACGCCUCUUCUGUUAAAGCAGUAUAUGUGUGCAUACAGAUGUGUAUUUUGAUGGUUAGGUGUAUAAAAUGUCACUUUCUUUCAUACUUGACAAACUCUAUGAGCUUUAUAAUUUUGAAUUUAACAUUGAUUUUCCAGAAAAAUGCUUUUUUACCAAAGUGAUGUACUCGUAUCUAAAAGAGGGCCAGAUUUAUUGAUCGUGCAAUCGCUGAAGACGCUUUAAAAGUUUACAUUAAGGGGCAUUGAACCCAGUGGAUCAAUAAGACACAAUCAAAAAAUGAAAUUCGCCCAUGAAUAUUGAUCUCAUCUUACAACAACAAAACAACCUUUGUGUGUGAUUAGAAACGUGACAGAAAUUAUUCCUGAUCCCACAGUCUACAAACACGGCCCACCGGACUUAAACCGUGAUGUGGAUUGUUGUGCAUAUCACAGCAAGUUGUUCAGAAACACAUUCAGCCUUCAAAAACUAAAAUGACUGAACAAUAACAUGCGGGGGCAGAUUUUUUUUUCUUUUUAAGGCUGCCUUGGUGGUUUCAUGGCCAGUUAGAACAGCGAUCCAGCCCGUGAAAUGAACAUAAACAAUGUUAAUUGCUAAUAUUGGCACCUUGUAGCUUCAAAGGCAAAUAUAAAGAGCAGCAUUAAAUUACUUUUUAAGGUGUACCUGGAAACUCGGUGGUGAAAGCUCUGAAUCUGAAUGCCAUUCUGGCAUCAUUUUUUGGUGCUACGGAUUUUUUCUAGUCUUACCUGCAUAUUUAUUUUUACGAUUUUCACUAAGUUCCUCCCUCAUUGGUUAUCACUGCCAGCUCAGACAAGCUUUACAGAACAGUGCCAAAGGAAUGCAUUAGAGAUUUGGUGCAAUUUUAGUUCAGAUUUGCCUCGAAUGUGAAAAAACUGUAUAGAUAUUAUUUUUACUAUGGUUGUUAUGAAGUGUGUUACUCUUAGGACUAAAUUAUCAAGUAACUUAAGCUCCCAUAACACACGCUGUUUCUGCUCAUCUCAUGUUAAUCUUGAGUAACUAUUCAUGAAUAUCAGUCAUGUGACCUUUUACGUCAUCUGCUCUUUUUCCGCCAUUUUGAGUACCUACCGAGUACCAGUAGUCUACUGACAUGCAUUGGCUAGCUUGCUACGAUUUACUGUCUAUGACUCGUACGGAUACAGUAAAUGGCUACGAAAGACAACAUUUCGCACCUUGACUGUCAAAAAAUAUCAUUGUUAGGGUGUGAUCCCUACCCGAUCCCUGAUGCGUUCUUCCAGCCGCUGUCCGCUGCUACCGAACUACCACUAUUUUUACAACAUUAAGAAGGCGCGACACAACAUGAAACUUUGCUCGAGGUAUCACCUGGAUCUCU